This is a messenger RNA of Lates calcarifer (barramundi perch), 1403 nucleotides long. RefSeq names its product dual specificity phosphatase 12 (gene dusp12). Gene Ontology annotation, cellular component: nucleus. Lineage: Eukaryota; Metazoa; Chordata; Actinopteri; Centropomidae. Gene Ontology annotation, biological process: protein dephosphorylation. The coding region runs from base 201 to 1100 and encodes 299 amino acids. Gene Ontology annotation, molecular function: protein tyrosine/serine/threonine phosphatase activity. The record is from RefSeq and is a predicted model, not a curated record. The transcript has 8 exons.
UUCCGGCGGACAUUUUAAUAGACGAACCAAACAGACCACACGUACUUUUCUGACUUAACUCUGUAGCUGUAGUGUUUUGUUCUAUUCACUUUCUCUGUAAUUAAUACAUGUUCGUUCCGAACCUAGCGAACAGGUCUGAGAGGACGGAGGGGCUAAAACCGCUGAGAGGCUAAGCUAAGCUAACGAGGGUCAGGGUCAGCAUGCUCUUGGUGGACCCUGGUCUGUACAUUGGCACCGCAGCUGAUCUAAACGACAGGCAGGUGCUGGCCGAUGCAGAUGUCACUCAUAUUCUGUCUGUGGACUCUGUCGACCCCGCCCCCCUGCUUCCUGCUGACGGUGGCUUUCGCAGGAAGUGGGUCAAUGUUUUGGAUGAGGUGACCUCUGAUCUGCUGAGUCACAUGGACGAAUGCUUCCUGUUCAUUCAGGAGGCUGUAGAUGGAGGCCGGGCUGCAAUCGUUCACUGUCAGGCUGGUCGUAGUCGCAGUGCCACUAUUGUGACUGCUUAUCUAAUGAAGAGAUACCAGCUGAGCUUCAGUGAGGCUUAUCACAGACUGAGGAGUGUCAAACAGGACGUACAGGUCAACAGUGGUUUUGAGGAGCAGUUGUGUUUGUAUGAGGCCCUGCACUGUGAAGUGGACACCUCCAGUCCUCUGUACAAACAAUACAGACUGACCAAGAUCACUGAGAAGUACCCUGAGUUGCAGCAGGUUCCCAGGGAGCUGUUUGCAGUUGACCCCGCCCACUCCACCUCCUCUGACGUGUCCUAUCGCUGCAGGAAAUGCAGACGAACUCUGUUCCGUGCCUCCAGUAUCCUCAGUCACCCAGUAGGAGAUGGAGCAUCAGCUUUUGGUCACAAGAAGUUCAGUAACCUGACUGGAGAUGUCCAGUGUACGUCUUACUUCAUUGAACCAGUGCAGUGGAUGGAACAAGCUUUACUUGGUGUGAUGGAUGGACAGCUGCUGUGUCCUAAGUGCAGCUCUAAGCUGGGCUCCUUCAGCUGGUGUGGGGAUCAGUGCUCGUGUGGUCGCUGGGUCACUCCUGCCUUCCAGCUGCACCGCAACAGAGUGGACGAGAUCCGACAACUCAACAUACAGAAAUAGCACGGGCCUCAGUCAGCCCUCUGAAAGACUGUCACUUUCCCAAGACUCACACUGGUCCUGAAUACAAGUACACACACACACACACACACACACACACACACAACAAGUGACAGUCUCUGCAGGCAGAAAAAGAGAAAACACAGUCAGACAAGUUACAGUAUUCCAGUUAAUGAAUGAUAAAAGAACUGAUCAACUUAAAGAAGUGAAUUUUUGUACCUGCAUUUUUCUUAAUUAGAAUCAGAAUGUGUCUGACAGUAAACACACAUGUUGUAAAUAAAAACACUGUAAAUACCAAAAGACAAA